CCGUCGCGUUCUCCCGUACCGCUCCCUCAUGGCCCUCUUGCUUUGGUGGAUUCGUGGACCCGCGACGGCCGCCCGAUUCCCCUCGCGGCUGCCGCUGGCCGUGCGCGGUUGGCCGGGGCGGCAGGCCUCCGGAGCGCCCCCGCCCGACGACAGCGUGGUGCGGAUCCCGCACGCUUGGAAGCUGAGGUUGGAGCGGUCGGCGUCCAAGCGGCGGGAGCGACGCGGGAGCCCCGAAAGGGAGGUCGGCGCUUCCUUCGGGGAAAAGCUGCUGCUCCGGACCCGGAGGCAGGAGCUGAGCCAGGCGGCCCGGCACACGGCGGGCCGCCUGGACAGGCCGCGCUUGGUGUCGGACGGCUGGAAGCACCGCUUGUCCCAGGGGGAUUAUUUCCAGCUGGAGCGGACGCGGAACGAGCCUGCUCGGGAGGCCGCCGACGGAGACGCCCCGUCCACCUUCCUGGAGCUGGGGCUAGAGCCUCGCGUGGUCGCCCCCUUGCAGGAGGUACUGGGCAUCUCGCGGCCCUCCCCGGUGCAACAACGCACCAUCCCCGCCCUUCUGAAGGGGGGCCACGCGCUGUGCGGGGCGGAAACUGGCAGCGGCAAAACACUGGCCUACCUGCUGCCUCUCUUCCAGCGGCUUUUGCAGGCCCCAAAGCUCCCUGAAAAGGACUUUUAUGCGACCUCUCCACGCUCUUUGGUGGUGGUGCCUUCCCGAGAACUCGCCGGGCAGGUGCGCAGAGUUGCUGCCCUUUUGGCUGAUCCUUUGGACUUGCGGGUGAAGGAGAUUGGCGGGGGGCGGGGCAUGGCCGUGAUUCGGCGCCGGAUCCAUCAGGGUCCCACUGACCUCCUGAUCGCCACGCCGGGCGCUCUGAGCAAAGUCCUGAAGAGGAGGAUGUUGUCUUUGGAGAAAUUGCUCUUCUUGGUGUUGGAUGAAGUGGAUACCUUGCUGGAUGCCUCAUUCAUAGAUCUAGUGAAAGAUAUAAUUCAGCAUGCUUUUUUGAAGGAUGUCGUUCAGCAAGCUUUCCUGGACCCAAAGUUUGAAGAUAGGGAUGAGGCUUGGGAUCCCAAAGCCCAGCUGGUGGCUAUGGGUGCCACUCUUCCAAAGGGCCUAAGUCAGAUGUUGAACGAAUCUGCUGAUCUCUCCAACUUCACCGUGUUGACCGGCUCGAGUUUGCAUUGUCUUCAGCCUCACGUAGAGCAAAGAUUCAUACGUUUGAAAGGUUGUAAUAAAGUAGCAGAGGUGCUACAACUCCUCAAAGAGCGAGGGUCCUCCUCUGGAGCUGUUAUUAUUUUCUGCAACACAGCCAGCACUGUUAACUGGCUGAGUUACAUUUUAGACGACCAUAACAUCAAACAUUUACGCCUGCAGGGAGAGAUAGCAGCAGAUGUACGAGCGGACAUCUUUAAUGCCUUUCGGAGAGGCGAGUCUGACAUUUUGUUGUGUACUGAUAUAGCUUCCCGUGGAUUGGACACCAUUCAUGUAGAGCUCAUAAUUAACUACGACUUCCCUUUAACAUUGCCAGAUUAUCUGCAUCGGGUGGGGCGAGUCGGUCGCAUCGGCAGUAAAUUCCUUGGGACUGCGGUCAGUUUUGUAACCCAUAGGUGGGAUGUAGAUCUUGUUCGGAAAAUAGAAACGGCAGCUCGCAAAAGAACCGCACUCCCAGGACUAGAUAUAGUUGUUAAGGAGGCUUUGCAUAAAAAGAAAAAAACCUGACUUUGCCUGGAGGACCAACAAUUAAUCUAAUGUUUGAAGCAAUUCUUAAUAUAUUUCGGACAUUUUGUGUAUUUAUUUGGACCACUCAAUUCCUUAAUAAAACUCUGCUAAUCUAUGGGUACUGACAUGGAACAGCCAGAAAC
This is a messenger RNA of Thamnophis elegans (Western terrestrial garter snake), 1854 nucleotides long. Its product is annotated as probable ATP-dependent RNA helicase DDX28. Gene Ontology annotation, molecular function: ATP binding; nucleic acid binding; RNA helicase activity. NCBI's taxonomy places the organism in Eukaryota, Metazoa, Chordata, Lepidosauria, Squamata, Natricidae. The record is from RefSeq and is a predicted model, not a curated record. The transcript has a single exon. Bases 29 to 1711 code for a protein of 560 amino acids.